AUGCACGUCGUCAGUCUUUUAUCUGCUGUCGCUUGCCUAUUUUUGAUUCAUACUACAGAUGCUUUUGUAACAAAUGCUACAAUUGCUGAGAAUAAUGGUGUACAGUCACGAGUAAUGUUAACUAAUCUAGCUACGAUUCUUCGUGGUGCUGGACUUGACGUUGUUGAAGUUGCCGGUUGGACAACACGUGGUCAUGGUCAAAUGACUGCUGUUAAGAGUAUUAUUUGUCAUCAUACAGCUGGUCCUGCUACAGGUGAUUUUCCCUCAUUAAAUGUUGUUAGAGAUGGUACCGCAAGUCUUGCUGGUCCACUUUCACAGCUCGGAUUGGGUCGUACUGGUAAGUGGUAUGUCAUCGCCGCUGGUCUUUCUUAUCAUGCUGGUGUUGUUACUGAUACUUCAUUAUAUUCAAAUGCAAAUGCUAUUGGAAUUGAAGCAGAAGGAGUAGGUUUACCAGCUACAAAUACUGGACAUACUAAUUGGCCCGAAGUACAAUAUCAAAGUUAUUUACGUGGUGUUCGAGCUCUCAGGACUGCUUUUAAUGUACCAGCAGCACGUGUAAUGGGUCACAAAGAAGUUGCAUCACCAUUAGGUCGCAAAAUUGAUCCUAAUUUUUCAAUGGCUGAAUUUCGUGCAGCUCUUUAA
Adineta steineri is the source of this 642-nucleotide messenger RNA. Lineage: Eukaryota; Metazoa; Rotifera; Eurotatoria; Adinetida; Adinetidae. The record is from the annotation of a GenBank genome assembly.